Brachypodium distachyon (stiff brome) is the source of this 2890-nucleotide messenger RNA. RefSeq names its product protein indeterminate-domain 5, chloroplastic. Bases 519 to 2411 code for a protein of 630 amino acids. NCBI's taxonomy places the organism in Eukaryota, Viridiplantae, Streptophyta, Magnoliopsida, Poales, Poaceae. Gene Ontology annotation, molecular function: DNA-binding transcription factor activity. The transcript is spliced from 4 exons. Gene Ontology annotation, cellular component: nucleus. The record is from RefSeq and is a predicted model, not a curated record.
CUUGUGUGGUGUCAUAUAUGAGUUCUGUGGGUGUGGGUGUUUGGGAGCUUUUGUUCGUAUGCUUUUUUACUUGUUUUGAGUGCAACUGUUUGUUUGGAUUUCCCUGUCCACUUUGUUGUUUUGUUAAUCUCGGAAGAGUCCUAAGCGGCCGAAGCCUUGGAGUUUUUCUCGGCUACUUGUCGAUUUGUUUGUUGUUUCAGAUCGAUUCCAAGCGCAUACAUAUGAGAUAGGUAUAGCCAUCACUCGCCAAGGGAAUUUUGGGCCUUUUCAUCUGCUCUCUCCCCCUUCUCUCAGUCUCGGCUGCUUCUUUCGUCGUCGUUCUCUUCCUUAAUUUGCCUCGGGGAACAAGAAUCUUUCAGAUCUUUCUCCCAUGGUUACCUACCUGCUCGCAUGCUGUACAUCCUAGGAGAAAGGGAGAAGACGAAGAAAGAAACGGAGCACUGCCAAACCAAGGAAACAAUCCAAAACGGAAAAGUUUUCUUCUUGUGGUUUGAGGUGCAAGGACCGAAAAGGAGGUGAUGGCAUCGAAUUCAUCGGCUGCAGAGGCGGCGGCGUUCUUCGGGAUUAGGGAUGGGGACCAGCAAGACCAGAUGAAACCGCUCAUAUCGCAGCAGCAGCAGCUGGCAGCGGCACUGCCAGGCAUGGUUGCAAACGCGGCAGCUCCUGCGACAUCCAGCCAAGGCGCUCCGGCUCCGGCAGCACCACCGGCCAAGAAGAAGAGGACUUUACCAGACCCGGACGCGGACGUGAUCGCGCUGUCGCCCAAGACGCUGAUGGCGACGAACCGGUUCGUGUGCGAGGUGUGCAACAAGGGGUUCCAGCGGGAGCAGAACCUGCAGCUGCACCGCAGGGGCCACAACCUGCCAUGGAAGCUGAAGCAGAAGAACCCGAACCAGGUGCAGCGCCGCCGGGUGUACCUUUGCCCGGAGCCGACGUGCGUCCACCACGACCCGUCCCGCGCCCUCGGCGACCUCACGGGGAUCAAGAAGCACUUCUGCCGCAAGCACGGCGAGAAGAAGUGGAAAUGCGACAAGUGCUCCAAGCGCUACGCCGUCCAGUCCGACUGGAAGGCCCACUCCAAGAUCUGCGGCACCCGCGAGUACCGCUGCGACUGCGGCACCCUCUUCUCAAGGAGGGACAGCUUCAUCACGCACAGGGCGUUCUGCGACGCGCUGGCGCAGGAGAGCGCGAGGCUGCCGCCGCCGACGAGCCUGAGCAGCCUGACGAGCCACCUCUACGGCGGGGGCGCAUCCAACGCCGGCAACAUGGCGCUCAGCCUCUCCCAGGUGGGCUCCCACCUCAGCUCCACCAUGCACCAUGACCACCCGGAGCUACUGCGCCUCGGCGGCAAUGGCGGCGGCGGCGGCGGCAGCAGCAUCGCGGCGAGGCUCGACCACCUCCUCUCGCCGUCCGGCCCGUCCGCAUUCCGCCCGCCGCUGUCCUCGCCGUUCUUCCUCAACGCGGCGCCGGGACAUGGGCCGGACUUCGGCGGCGACGACCACCAGAACGGGGCCGGACCCAGCUCCUUCCUGGGCCAGCCCAGCAACAACAAGCCGUUCCACGGCCUCAUGCAGCUCCCGGACCUCCAGGGCAACGGCGCGGGCGGCGGGCCUGCGGCGGGCCCUAGCUCGGGCCCCCACGGGCUCUUCAACCUGGGCGGCUUCUUCUCCACCAACGGCAACAGCUCGGGAUCCAGCGGCCACGAGCACGCCGCGAGCCAGGGCGGCGGCAUGAUGAACAGCAACGACAACAACCAGUUCAGCGGUGGGUCCGACGUGUCGGCAGCGGGGAUCUUCGGCGGGAACAACAACUUCGUCGGCGGCUCAGGAGAUCACCAUCAGAUCGCGGGGAUGUACAACGAGCAGCAGGCCAUGCAGCAUCAGCAGCAGCAGCAGCUGCUGCCGCAGAUGUCGGCGACGGCCCUGCUGCAGAAGGCGGCGCAGAUGGGGGCGACCUCGAGCAACAACAACAACGGCGUCGCGGGGUCCAUGUUCAGGGGCUUCGUGGGCUCCGCCUCGGCCCACGCGCAGCAGCAGAUGGGCCAGAGCCAGAGACAGAACGAGCAGCAGGCCCACCUCAACGACCUCAUGAACUCGCUGGCCGGCGGCAACCCGGCCGGGAUAAUGUUCGGCGCUGCGGGCUCCAACACCGGAGCCGGGAUGUUUGACCCGAGGAUGUGCGACAUGGAGGCGCACGAGGUGAAGUUCAGCCAGGGCGGAGGCGACAUGACAAGGGACUUCCUGGGAGUUGGCGGAGGCGGGAUCGUGCAGCAGCGCGGGAUGUCGGCGGCGACGCCCAGAGGAGGAGGAGAGCAGCACCACCAGAGCAGCAGCGACAUGAGCUCCCUGGAGGCGGAGAUGAAGUCGGCUUCGUCCUACAACGGAGGCGGCGGCGGCGGCCGGAUGGCGUGAUCGAUCCCCCAAUUCCCCAAUCCAGCGAGAGCGAGCUUACACAAGCCGUAAGCUCCAGCUCCGCCUGCAAGUGAGUGAGUCUGUCUGUCUGAGACUUUGAAGCAACAAACCAGCUGGAAUUAGCGCAUGUGCAUGCAUGGAUGAGACUGAGAGGCCGGAUCGUGUCAGUGAGGUUAGCGAGGUACUAGCGACUAAGUCGAGCGCAUGAGUGAGUGAGAGUGCAUGCAUGCAUUUGGUAACGAAGACUUGGAGUAUUCCGAAAGAGAGAGGCGUCUUCCAUCAGUGACUAAUUAAGUCGGAGUAAUUAGCUAGCGCGAGCGGACGCAUGCAUGCAUGUGAUGACCCUUGGAAGUCCUCCAGGGGUUGUUCUUGUUCCUUUGUUGUUUGUUUUUCCUUCCUGUAAUUGGAUCUUUGUUGGGUUAAGUAUAGUUCCGGACCAUAGAACAACCAAUUAAUAAGACUAUUUUAGUUUAUAGCUA